Chara braunii is the source of this 1632-nucleotide messenger RNA. The record is from the annotation of a GenBank genome assembly. Lineage: Eukaryota; Viridiplantae; Streptophyta; Charophyceae; Charales; Characeae.
AUAUUGCCUGUCUAACUAAUGAGUGGAUCAAAUCCUGUGGAUGAUAUAGUUGACAACACUAGACUAACACGUUCAGGAACAAGUAUAAUCCCGUACGUGUUCAAGACCCUAGACGAGGAAGAAUUAAGACGGAUUCGUGCUGAACGCAGAGCCCGUGCUCUCGCAGCAUCGAGAGCAACAGCAAAUGCCGCAGCUAGGGAACAGGCUGCCGCAGCAGCUAGGGCAGCAGCCAUGACUAGCUCAGCAGCAUCCUCUGUGGCUUUGUCAGGGACUAAUGGGAUGAGUGUGGGAAUGCCAACUAGUUCCACAAGUUCCUCGGGCACUUCCGGAUCAACAGGUUCUAGACAGUCUACUAGUCAGAUGGCGGGCUCGCAGUACAACCCACUGACCGCACGUGAACGGGAACUCAGGGAACUCCAACAGGUCGAAAGGGUCCGCGAAAGGUUAGAAAGAGAACUGAAAGAGACUACUGAUAGAGAAAAAGAGAUAAAGACUAGAGCUGCCAGGCUUGAUACACUAGAGACUGACAAAGCUGAGUUAGAGGGAUUGGACGAAACGGGUUUGUCUGACCCCAUGAAAGUGUUGAAGAACAACAUGUUGUCACUGCACGCGCAUGUAGACAGCAGGUUGGACUUCAUGCAGAGCACUUUGGACCAGAUCCUGGAUGUAUUGACAAGGCCAGGAUUCAGGCCACCAGCACACUCGUCGUUGCCGUUAACGGCGAUGUCAGGUCCCUUUCCCGUACAAGCUGGCACACAGCCAAGUGGUACGUCUGCAGCAGUCUCACAGACUGUUGCGCUUUCUUCUUCGAGUCCGGUGGUGAUUGCUACAUCACCACAACAACCUGUUCAACAAUCUGGACAGCCACAAGGCCAAUGGUAUCCCAAGACCCCAAUUAAACCGCCUCUUGCCUUCUUAGACGAGAGAAAGGACGAGGAACUCAACACAUGGUUGAGGACAGUCCCGGUUUGGGUGAAGGCCAAAAGGACCUUGCCAGAGGAUGAGGUGGUAAUUGCGGCGUCUUACCUAGAGGGUAAGGCAUCCAAGUGGCUAGAUGGUGUAGUUGUGAAGGCCGGGUACGGGCGACGCAUGGCGGAUUGGGCUAAGUCUUUGACCUUAGACCAAUUCAUGGAGAUGGUAGAAGCUCGAUGGCAUAACUUACAGGAGGCUCAAAGGGCCACUGAUGCCAUUAACAAACUUGACCAACGCAAGUUCAGGUCAGUUAGGGAGCUUACGAUUACCGUGGAGGGCCUGAUCCUCGUCCCGGGCAUCAACUACAGUGACCAGUUCCUGUUAACAACUUUUGUUAGAUGUCUUCCAAAGAAUAUCAGGAACUUACUGGCCAGUGAAGCACGCACCGAGUACCACUCGUUUGAGACAUUGUCUAGGAAGGCCUUAGACUUAGAGGCAACACUAGGCAAUGCUCAACCCACCUCAGGGAACGACUCAAAGAAGAAGAAGAGUCCCCAGGAGUGGAAGAAGAAGGGGGCGAAGUUGAUGAUGGUUGAGUCAGAUGGGACCCAAACUGAAAUCGACGAGCUCUCUGAUUUGGUGGACUAUUCAGAGUAUGCGAGGAGGUAGCUGAGGGUAGCACCCUCGCCGCGGUAGUAAAGACUAAGGCAGGUAGCCGAG